AUGUUCUUCCUCAAAGAAGAAACCAAGAUCAUUACGAUGCAUCCGUCCUACUUCGGGCCUAACAUGCGCGAGUUUCUGAUUGCGCGCCUGAACGAGGAAGAAGAGGGCCGGUGCACAGGUGACCAUUUCGUGAUUUGCGUCAUGGACAUGGUGGACGUUGGCGAGGGUCGAGUUGUGCCUUCGAACGGCUGCGCGGAAUAUACGAUCAAGUAUCGCGCGAUUAUCUGGAAACCCUUCCGCGGUGAGACGGUGGACGCAAUUGUCACUUCAGUCAAGCCCACCGGCAUCUUCACAUUAGCCGGCCCAUUGUCUGUUUUCAUUGCGCGAAAGAACAUCCCGUCCGACAUCAAGUGGGAACCGAACACAGUCCCUCCUCAGUACACCGAUCAUGCAGACCAAGUGAUUGAAAAGGGCACGAGUUUACGACUGAAGAUUCUUGGUGUCAAGCCGGAUGUGGCUGCAAUCAACGCCAUUGGCACAAUCAAGGAGGACUACCUUGGACCCCUGUAA
Molecule: messenger RNA, 510 nt
Organism: Penicillium diatomitis
Lineage: Eukaryota; Fungi; Ascomycota; Eurotiomycetes; Eurotiales; Aspergillaceae
Product: DNA-directed RNA polymerase II subunit RPB7
Exons: 4
Coding region: 1-510 (169 amino acids)
Biological process (GO): transcription initiation at RNA polymerase II promoter; DNA-templated transcription; positive regulation of nuclear-transcribed mRNA poly(A) tail shortening
Cellular component (GO): RNA polymerase II, core complex; P-body
Molecular function (GO): single-stranded RNA binding; single-stranded DNA binding; translation initiation factor binding
Source: RefSeq, a predicted model, not a curated record